Nothobranchius furzeri (turquoise killifish) is the source of this 2293-nucleotide messenger RNA. Its product is annotated as gastrula zinc finger protein XlCGF57.1. Gene Ontology annotation, molecular function: DNA-binding transcription factor activity, RNA polymerase II-specific; RNA polymerase II cis-regulatory region sequence-specific DNA binding. Lineage: Eukaryota; Metazoa; Chordata; Actinopteri; Cyprinodontiformes; Nothobranchiidae. Gene Ontology annotation, cellular component: nucleus. The record is from RefSeq and is a predicted model, not a curated record. Gene Ontology annotation, biological process: regulation of transcription by RNA polymerase II.
UCCUCGGACAUUGGCACAGACAUCGGUGGGUCCAAAUGACGCCACCCGCGGGAGAGAAAAAAACAGGCCGAAUAUAUUUUUACAUUUUAUUUACAUUUGUUUUUAAAUCAUUUUACGGAGAAAAAAGGAAAAGAUGAGAAGCAGGCCUACAUGAAUACAACCUUUGUUGACGGAGGAACACAUUUCAAUGUAACACCGACAUCCGCCUUCAACAACCCGAGGAGGAGACGAAGAAGAAGUAAACAGCGGAUAUAUUUGGCUAAUUUCUAAUCAGUAAUGUUUGAUUGAUUUAUUUAUGUUCGCGGCAUUUUCUCCUGCUUUACGACCUACUGAGGUGUUUACGUUACUUUACUUUACGACCUACUGAGGUGUUUACGCUUGAAGAGCUGCCCUCAGACGUGGAACAUCUAACCUGCAGACCCUGGUUGCGUCUCAUGGCCGGUGACAGUUGAGUUCAACGACUCUGGGUUCUCGGUGUCCGGUGACUCACCUCCUUUCCUCCGGACCAUCGGGAGCGACGCGUGCAAGGGACAAGGUCAGGCCCCUGCAGACCAGCUUGGUUUUAACAGUGAUGUCAUGGCUAAAGAAGCGCUACAGUGACAUCAGUCCUGUGACCCUGCAGGUGGUGGGCGGAGCCCUGAGCUCAAGCCUGUACUGUGGGGAGGUGGAGGGUCUGUCGUUGGCGGAGUCCUUUCUGGUGGAGCUUUAUCGCUGUAAAAUCUGUCAGUUCACCUGUGGGCUAAGGGCAGGCAUCAGCAGCCAUCUGCUGCUCCGCCAUGCCCCACCCACCCUCACCUGUCUAAUCGAGUCUGAUGGACAGGAGGCGGGGCUUGAAGCCAGGCUCCAACAGACAGAGUCGCCCUACCAGCUGGAUCUAGGUGGAGAGUCAAAGCAGAGAGAGGAAGAUGAAGAGUUUCUGCUCUACGACAUGCUGGAGGACAUGAGUCCGCCCACCUGUGACAUCAGCUCUGAGGGGGGUCUCCAGGUGUCACACACCUGUGAGGUCAGCACUCUCUUUGAGGAAGAAGAGGAGUCCUCCAUCCUCCCCCUGAAGGGAGGGUCGGUGGAUCUGUCCUGUCCCAUCAACCCCCCCUCCACCCAGGAGGAGAUGGAGCAGUCAGCUCACCUCAUGACUCUGGGACUGUGUCGGAUUUCUGCUGUCAAACCUUCAGGUCCUCUCCCAUCGGUCGAGCCCCUUCUCCCACAGCUAAGCAGGACAGGUGGACAGACAGUGACUCAGCCCCCUGACCGCCACAGUCUGCUGUGUCUUCUGUGUCCUCUAACUCUCCCGUCCAAAAGGCUGCUGGAUGUCCACGUUCGGUCUCACCGGCCUGCUGGUGGCUUUGGCUGUCCCCGCUGCAGGUGGACUGCAGACAGCUGGGAGGAGCUGGAGCACCACUGGAGGAGCCACAGCAGGAGCGGGAAGAGGAGGAGAAGGAGGGAGGGCCAGGAGCAGCAGGGAAAUGGAAAGAGGAGGAGUUAUCUCAAGAGGAACAGGAAGUCAGAAUUACAAAGUGCCUGCAGCAGAUCCUCAGACAUGUGGGGCGGGCAGCUAUUUGUACCUGCAGCAUCAGAGGAGGUGGAGCUUCCUGACAGCCCCAUUCCCAGUCAGACCAGCACAUCUCAGACUGGUUCUUCUCAGAACAUCUUAAAGGCACCAAGGAUGUUGAGCAGAAAAAACAGUAAUGCGGACUCUACAAGAGGUCAUGACCUCUGCUGCUCACACUGCCACAGGAAGUUCUCCUCUAAGCUGAUUCUAAAGCGUCACCUGGGUAUCCAUGUUGGAGAGAAACCCUUUACCUGUCCUCACUGUUCAUACAGCAGCAGACUGAAGGCUUCACUGCUGCAACACCUGAGAACUCACACAGGUGAGAGACCAUUCAGGUGUUCUGAAUGUUCGUAUGCUUCUAUUGAUCGCAGCUCUCUGCUGAGACAUUGUAGAACUCACAGUCAGGAAAAACCGUACAAAUGUCAGCUUUGUGACUACUGCAGACUUAAACCUACAGAGGGAAGGUGCCUGUCGCAUAUGGAGGGGCAGCUUGUGAGAUGGCACGUUCACCCCAAGAUUUAUAGCGAACCUUCAGAACAAUCAGCAGCAGCUGAUCAGCUGAACAAAGGGCACGAGUAGGUGUGUGGAGAUGCAGCAGGUCGGCCAGCAUCCAGAAGAAGGGUUUGGACCUCCACACACGUCGCCAUCACUCUGGACUGGCAUUUCCAUGUCAGCAGUGCGAGUAUUCAAAUCCAGACCGACAGCUACUGCUCAAACACAUUUGUAAAAGACACAACCCUUCUC